AUGAUGGUAUUCAAGGCAUCUGCUGUUGUGGUUCUUAUUGCCGUUUGGUCUUUCACUGCAUCUGUAACCAAUGCUGAGUCCACAGACCCAACUGCUCCUGCCAACGCUCAGUCCGCCGACCCACUUGCUGCGUCAGAGAUAAAACUCUGCCGCAAUGAAUGUGCUACGCUCUACGAUGAAGCGUGCGUUCUCUUCUUCCUUUAUCAACGGAUUCAAAUCAUGAUGAUGCUCAAGUCCUCUGCUGCUAUUGUCCUUCUUGCCACCGUAUGGUACUUUACGGUAUCUGCAGCCAAUGUUCAUCCAGCAGCUGCAUCACUUUCUGAGGCAGAGAAAAGAUUGUGCAGCGAGUCAUGCACUAAGGUCUACGUUAAAACACGCGACACGUGUUUACGAGACGUUUGUAACAGCACCAAAACAUUCGUACGUGUUCCAUUUGACGAUGAUGAUACACCUGAGCCAACGUACACUCCAUGUGAAGAAGACUGCUUCAAGAAGGCCGGUGAUGCUCAGCUAAAGUGCGAGAAGGAAUGCGUGUAG
Messenger RNA from Lichtheimia ornata, 537 nucleotides. RefSeq lists its product as uncharacterized. Lineage: Eukaryota; Fungi; Mucoromycota; Mucoromycetes; Mucorales; Lichtheimiaceae. The coding region runs from base 1 to 537 and encodes 178 amino acids. The record is from RefSeq and is a predicted model, not a curated record. The transcript is spliced from 2 exons.